This is a messenger RNA of Pieris rapae (cabbage white), 1996 nucleotides long. RefSeq names its product serine/threonine-protein phosphatase 5 (gene PpD3). The transcript has 9 exons. The coding region runs from base 152 to 1621 and encodes 489 amino acids. The record is from RefSeq and is a predicted model, not a curated record. Gene Ontology annotation, cellular component: cytosol; nucleus. NCBI's taxonomy places the organism in Eukaryota, Metazoa, Arthropoda, Insecta, Lepidoptera, Pieridae. Gene Ontology annotation, molecular function: protein binding; protein serine/threonine phosphatase activity.
UCAUAAUCAUCUAUCAAAUAAAUUUUUCACGUAAUGCGGAUACAAAGAUAAAUGGAUGUAAGAAACUAUAUUAAUUUCUUAUGAUAAAGUUAUUUUAAUCGAUUAAAAGAAUCUUUAAGAUUAGUUUUGUGGUUAAUUAUUUAAUUAUAUAAUGGCUGAAAACGAGGAACUGACUGGACCAGUAUCACAAGAAGACAUAGAAGCAGCAGAAAAAUAUAAAAAUGAGGCAAAUGAAUGUUUUAAAAAACAACAUUACAUUAAUGCAAUAGAAUUGUAUUCUAAAGCAAUAGAAAAGAACCCAAAAAAUGCCAUAUAUUACGGGAAUAGAAGUAUAUCAAAUUUAAAACUGGAAAAUUUUGGAUAUGCUUUGAGUGAUGCAACAAAAGCAAUAUCUUUGGAUAAAACUUACAUUAAGGCCUAUUACAGGCGAGCAGCUGCUAAUAUGUCUUUAGGAAAAUAUAAGCCAGCGCUUAUGGAUUUCCAAUAUGUUACCAAAGUUAGGCCAAAUGACAAAGAUGCCAAGUUGAAAUAUAAUGAAUGUAACAAAAUAGUUAUGAAAAUUGCUUUUGAGAAAGCAAUUGCCGUAGAGAAGAAAGAAGUGAAUAUAGCUGAUUCUAUUAAUUUAGAUUCUAUAACUAUUGAAGAUGAAUAUGUGGGUCCAAGUCUGGAAGAUGGAAAGGUCACUCUCAAGUUUGUGACUGAACUUAUGAAGUUUUAUGAGAAUCAAAAGAAGCUUCAUAAGAAAUAUGCAUAUAAAAUACUAAUAGAUGUCAAAGCAUAUCUUCAAAAACAGCCGUCUCUAGUAGACAUCAAGGUGGAGGAUAAUAAAAAGUUCACCGUAUGUGGAGACAUUCAUGGCCAGUACUAUGAUUUAAUGAAUAUAUUUAAACUUAAUGGAUUACCCUCUGAGAGCAAUCCGUAUUUGUUUAACGGUGACUUUGUUGACCGUGGCUCAUUUAGUGUUGAAUGUAUAUUUACCUUAUUCAGUUUUAAAUUGUUGUAUCCGGACCACUUCUUUAUGUCAAGAGGAAACCACGAAACGCUAGACAUGAACAGGGUAUAUGGUUUCCGAGGCGAAGUAACCUCUAAAUACUCAUCACAAAUGGCUGAUCUCUUCACUGAGGUGUAUCAUUGGCUGCCAUUAGCCCAUUGCAUUAACUCGCGUGUGCUUGUGAUGCAUGGAGGUCUAUUCUCGAAGGACGACGUCACGCUCGAUGAUAUCCGCAAAGUGGAGAGGAAUAGGGAACCGCCAGAAGAUGGUAUAAUGUGCGAACUGCUCUGGUCAGACCCACAGCCCAUGGAGGGAAGGUCGCCAUCCAGAAGGGGCGUGGGCUGCCAGUUCGGUCCAGACGUCACAGCCGCAUUCCUUAAAACCAACAAGUUGGACUACAUCAUACGAAGUCAUGAGGUCAAAAAUGAUGGGUACGAGGUCGCGCACGAUGGCAUGUGUAUCACAGUCUUCUCGGCGCCUAAUUACUGUGACACAAUGGGAAACCUGGGAGCAUUCAUAACUAUGAACGGGAAGGACCUAAAACCCAACUUCACGAAGUAUGAAGCUGUUCCUCAUCCGGACGUAAAAGCUAUGGCGUACGCGAACUCAGUUCUCAGUAUGCUCUACUAAACCCGGUCUGGCGAACUAGAAACUGUUUGCCUUAUUAGGCGAUUGAUCACAUUUUGCCGCCUUUACAUUAUCAUUAACGUAAAUAGACAAUUUUAUCCAAUGGUAUUAAUAAUAAACUAAACCAGUGAAGAGAAUCAUAUUUGGGAACAACCCUCAUGUUAUAAAAGAUGAAGUACAUUAGUAACGAUGUUAUUUCUAUUGUGUGCUAUUUUAGUCAAAACCUCCUAAAUACAGUGUACACUCCAUAUAACAACACUAGAUUUAACGACAAACUCCCUAAAAUUGUCGAAAUCGGAUUUGGUUUGUUUUAGCUUGUUUUCUAUACAAUGCAACACUACAUAGCAUUACACCCUCAAUAACGACAAAUAAUAGAAA